This is a messenger RNA of Helianthus annuus (common sunflower), 1885 nucleotides long. RefSeq lists its product as uncharacterized. The coding region runs from base 123 to 1676 and encodes 517 amino acids. NCBI's taxonomy places the organism in Eukaryota, Viridiplantae, Streptophyta, Magnoliopsida, Asterales, Asteraceae. The record is from RefSeq and is a predicted model, not a curated record. The transcript is spliced from 3 exons.
AAUGUUCCCAUUGUAUUCAUGUAUUUGCCACCUCUUCCCUUUGUCAUUUUAUCAAAAACACCUUGCUUGCUUGCAUUGCAUCAUAUCUCUCUAUUUCUUCACACCCUUUUCAUCAUUUGCAAAUGGAAGUCAGGAGGAGCUCAGAGAUGCCAUGUAAGAUCCGAAAGCGGAGGCUCACUACGUCUACUCGCUCACGAUUUGUGAUGGGUAAAGCGGAUUUGAUGCAACGAAAUGAGAAAUGCGUCGAUAAGUUGGAUCCGAGUGAUUGUGAAGAAGAAGAAGAAGAGGAUACGGGGAUGUUGGCAUUGAAGAAAUCGGGAAGUGAUCAAGUGGUCGAGAAAUCGAUCAUGAAUGUUGUUGAUCGAUCACGGAAUAAGAGUCGUGUUUGUGUUCCCGAGGUAAUAAAUCCACAUUACAGACAGUCUUCAAGCUUUAUGGAGAAAGAUAAUAGCUUUGUGGGAAUGCCCUUGACUUAUGUUGCAAAACCAUUUGAGGGAAAAUCACAACCUUGUGGCGAGAUCCAAAGCGUUACUAAAGCCGAUGGGCAAUCGACGCUAAAACCGACUCAUGGUUUGGAUGAAAUUAAGCAUUCGCUAACGGUAUCAAGAGAACUACUCAAACUUUUAACUCACGUUUGGACCGCGGACACAAACCAUGAUCACCGCCAUCCAACGAGCAUUUCGCUAGCCUCAACGCUGAACCACGAGCUCAACAAGGCUAGGUAUCAUGUCAACAAGUUAAUCCAACAACAACGAGCCAACCCGACAAGUGCACAAGAGUCCAAAGACCAAGAUAAGAUCCGUUUCGCGGUCAAGACCAUAUCACGAGAACUAGAGACCGAAAGGAAACUCAGACGACAAUCUGAACGAAUGAACAAGAAAUUAGGUCGGGAACUUGCAAAUACGAAGGCGGUUUUAGCGAAAGCCGUAAAAAAAGCUGAGUCGGAAAAGCAAGCGACCGAGGUUUUGGAGCAGUUAUGUGAAAAAAUGGCGCAAAGUAUCGAAGAAGAUAGAGUCGAGCUCGAAGAGUUGAAAAAAGAAUCCGAAAGAGUUCGAAAAGAAAUGGAAGAAGAGAGAGAAAUGCUUCGUGUUGCUGAUAUGUUACGUGAAGAACGGGUCCACAUGAAGCUCAUAGAUGCAAAAUACGAGUACGAGAAUAAACAUGAACAACUGAAUAUUCUAGUACGAGACCUCGAGGAACUUUUAGAAGCGGAUAACGGCAUAGAUCAUAUAACACCUAGAGUUUUAUCAUGGUAUCAGAGCCAUAACUACAAGGACGGAAACAAAAAUGGAAGAACCACCUGGGACGAAGCUACACGUACAUUAUGGCAUGAGAGUGAAAAGGGUAAAGUGGUAAAUGACGAAAAUGCCCUUGGCGUGGAAACGCGAGGUUUGUCAUGGUUUGAGAACAAGGGUGAAGUUGUAAAUGAUCAAAUGAUAAACACACAAAAUGAGGUAGAGGUACUUAUGGGACGUAACUCCGAUUGCAUCGAGUGGGAAUUUGGACUCGACAUGAAACACGAAACAGAAGAGAAAGUUUCUCCAGGGUUGGCGUCGAUGAAAGAGUACGAAGAUGAAAUGGAGAGAUACAAAAUGAUUAAAGAUCUAAGGGAUCGUAUAGUGUCCGGUGGCUCCGACCUCUCUCGAGACACUAUCGAGUUUGGAUCGUAUAUGUAAGUUGCCAUGUGUCGUUGAUUGAUCAAUCGAUGGAUUUUCGCCGGCAAUCCUUAAAAGUGUGAAAAAUAAUGUGAACAAGGUUUAAGCAACAUGAGCUGGUCGUUUGUAAAUGUAUGAUUGAUUUAUUGAAAGAAAAUCAAGAUUAAAGGGUGGUUUGUGACAAACAAUAUCAUCAAGUGUAUUUAAAUGUAACAAAUCUUUUAACUUAA